Chondrus crispus (carragheen) is the source of this 1655-nucleotide messenger RNA. Its product is annotated as Translation elongation factor eEF1, subunit alpha. Gene Ontology annotation, molecular function: GTP binding; GTPase activity. The transcript has 2 exons. Gene Ontology annotation, biological process: translation. The record is from RefSeq and is a predicted model, not a curated record. NCBI's taxonomy places the organism in Eukaryota, Rhodophyta, Florideophyceae, Gigartinales, Gigartinaceae. Bases 1 to 1395 code for a protein of 464 amino acids.
AUGACUGAAGGAAAGAAGCAUGUCUCCAUUGUCAUUUGCGGCCAUGUCGACGCUGGCAAAUCCACCACCACUGGCCGAUUGAUCUUCGAGCUUGGAGGCAUCUCCGAGCGUGAAAUGCAGAAGUUGAAGGAUGAGGCCAAGGCCCUCGGGAAGGAUUCCUUCGCAUUUGCCUUCUACAUGGACAAGUCCAAGGAGGAGCGUGCCCGCGGUGUCACUAUCGCGUGCACUACCAAGGAAUUCUUCACGGACUCUUACCAUUACACGAUCAUUGAUGCCCCGGGCCAUCGCGAUUUCAUCAAGAACAUGAUUACUGGUGCCUCCCAGGCCGACGUUGGACUUCUCAUGGUUCCCGCCGAUGGAAACUUUAUUACUUCUAUUGCCAAGGGCGAUCACAAGGCCGGUCAGGUCCAGGGACAGACCCGCCAGCAUGCUCGUCUUCUCAACCUUUUGGGCGUCAAGCAGCUAAUUGUCGGUGUGAACAAGAUGGAUUGCGACCUCGCCAAGUACGGCAACGAGCGAUUCACUGAGAUCAAGAAUGAGGUUACGAGCAUGCUUGUCAAGGUUGGGUGGAAGAAGGACUUCGUGGCCAAGAGCGUGCCGGUCAUCCCGAUCUCUGGAUGGAUGGGCGAUAACUUGAUCACCAAGUCUGCCAAGAUGGGUUGGUGGAAGGGCUGUGACGUCCUUGUCGGUAAGGAGAAGGCCCAUAUCGACACUUUGUCCGAUGCUCUCGAGAAGAUGGUCAGGAUUCCCGAUCGUCCGACCAACGCCAAGCUCCGCAUGCCAGUAUCUGGUGUGUACAAGAUCAAGGGUGUCGGUGAUGUGAUCACCGGCCGUGUCGAGCAGGGUGUCAUCAAGCCUGAGGACCAGGUUCUCUUCCUGCCGACUCACACUACCUCCACGCCCUGUUCUGGAAAGGUUUUCUCCGUCGAAAUGCAUCACAAGUCAGUGCCGGAGGCUGGUCCCGGAGACAAUGUCGGACUUAAUGUCAAGGGUGUCGAGAAGCUUAACAUGCCUCGCGUCGGUGAUGUGAUGAUUCUCACCAAGGAUGACUCCCUCAAGCGUUGCGCCACGUUCACGGCCCAGGUUCAGAUCCUCGACCAUCCAGGGCAGCUCAAGAUUGGCUACGCCCCAGUGGCAUUCGUCCGCACUGGCCGAUCUGCCUGCCGAAUCAAAUGCAUCAACUGGAAGAUGGGCAAGGAGACCGGAGGUGCCAAGGUCGAGAACCCCGAUUACAUCAAGGCUAACGAAGUCGCUGAAAUUGUUUUCGCUCCGCAGCAACCAUUCGUUGUCGAAGGAUUCAAGAAGUGCGAGGGCCUUGGGCGUGUUGCCAUUAUGGAGGGUAACACAGUGGUCAUGCUCGGCAAGGCCAUCAAGGUCGAGUUCUCCGACGCGUAGUAGGACAUAAACGGUUUUGCGUCGAAUAGUAGCUUUUUACGUUGCUCACCGUCGGCCAUUCGUAGGGUCAUAUUCGGUUUGCUCGUUGACCUAGCGUAUCCUCAUUCGUUAUUGCGAUUUUGCUUACUCUACAGUCGCUCUAACUUUGAUACAGAUCUUAUCUUACGAUCGCUAACGUCAAAGUCGGGAUCCCAGAGUGCGGACGAAGCCUUUUUUUGCAGUCUGCACAUGGCGAGUAAACAAAAAUUUGAAUUGUUGUG